This is a messenger RNA of Anguilla rostrata (American eel), 2862 nucleotides long. RefSeq lists its product as uncharacterized. The record is from RefSeq and is a predicted model, not a curated record. The transcript is spliced from 5 exons. Bases 371 to 1741 code for a protein of 456 amino acids. NCBI's taxonomy places the organism in Eukaryota, Metazoa, Chordata, Actinopteri, Anguilliformes, Anguillidae.
CCAUUGUUCUAUUACAUUGUACCCACACCAGAGGUACAAUUGAUAUUCCGAAAUAUAUAAAUAUAUAAAACAUGUAUUAGCUUGAGGACAAUGAACAGUAUCGAAACAACAAACACUUGAUCAUCCCGAAGGAAGUGAGAAAAGUAUUUGUAAAUAUAGACGGUGCAGACCACUUGUAGGAAGAAUUCGUUUUGACAUCAUUGAUGUACAUAGCUAUACUCCAAUAAGCAUAUCAAACUCCGUGUGUCGCAGCUGACGGAACGGCGCUGGGGGAAGGAUUAAGACUCAGAAAUUCACUCUUAAUAUCGAAAGUAAAUAAGGCACGGAUUGGAGGGUAUAUUAUAUCAUCUUCACCUCAAGACAAUAGAAAAUGACCUAUGCCAGUGAACAGCUGUUUAAUUGCUACUUACGGCCCAAAAUGGCGGCGAUUGCGUCUAUAGUCAAAGCGAGAGAGAUCGUGCCCCAUCUGCCUUGCCUCACUCAGACAGACCGGGAGGAAAUUGAAGCCAAAAGAGAGACCUCAGGCAACUACAUUGCCAUGCAGCACCUGCUGGACUGCCUUAAGAGACGGAAAAACUGGCCGGAACAGUUCAUCAGCGCGCUGGUGCAGUGUGAGCACGAGGAGCUCGCCAGUGAAAUCAGGGCCGUGUACGAGCCCCUGCUGGGCCCCAGAGCUCCUGUGGCCCCUGCUGCGAAUGCCCAUCCCGUUCACAUCCCAGAUCCCAGCCCUCCAAGGCACCCGGGCGGAUCGCCUCUUCAGCCCCCAAGAGUGGAAGACCCAUCGCCACAGCAACAGCCCCAAUCAGUGGCCGUUUCUGGAGAGCAGAAUUCGACCCCUGUCAAUAACGAGUCCUCAGCAGACGCAGCACCAUGUCAAGGCCCUGCAGUACCUAUAGGGCAAGACCUCCCUGGGGCUUCCUCUCAGGUUCCUGCCCCAAGCUACACAUUACUGUCACCCAGCCUCCCCCUAGCCUCAGAAACCCCUGCCACUGGUCCUGCAGUAAGUCCCCCCGAACCCCAGAUGUCCCCAGUGAAAUUACCUGUCCAGGAGUGCAACCUGCCAGCUGCCAAUACCACGCAGCAGCCUGUGGAGAACUCUGAUCCAACUGUUAAUCAGGUCGCAGCGAACGAUCGGCAGGCCCACCCGGCGCAGGGGAGCUCAGUCCAGCAGCCCAGCAGGCUCACCGAACUCGCGGCUCGGGCCGAUCACACUGAUCACCCGGCCCCGUCUCCCCUCGCUGGGGGACCCCUGGGCGAAGACGAGUUCCUCAGCAAACCCGGGACGCUGCGCUCCUGCGUAGCCCCGGGACACCGGCCCCCCGGAAACCCGGCCUUCCCGGCGCCCGCGCCCGUGCCCGAGGAGCCGUACUCCGGGAACUCGAACCGCCUGAUGAUCAGCGGCUCCUGUCGGGAGAGCGUGGCUUCCGGCGGCACCGCCGCCGUGCCCUCGCACAGAGAGCCCGAAGAGGACCACUACGACUCCGUCCACCGGAGCCUCCUCGACCAUCAGGAUGCGAGGGUGAACGUGGGUCACGUGUCCGAAUCAGCCCCCGUCCCGAACCACGCGGGGCAAGCCCCCCGGGCCUCGAACGAGCAACCCUCCCUGGCGCCCAUGCACACCUACAGCCCACAAAGAGAUCAGAGAGCAGGUUUCCCAUAUAACCUGCUAGAUAACUACUACGUCCCUGCAGCGGCCGUCGCUGGCUUGUCCCUAUUGAUGCUGUGGAAGCUCAAGAAUUAGACGGGAGCAAAUGUGUAAUCAUACGGCCUUUGUAACAUCUAGACUACAACAUUCAGCAUGAAUCGUUUUUUUUUUGUUAUUUAGAAUUGAGACAAUGCUGAAAGGAAAACAAAAAUCUGAUGAGAAUUUUUUUGUUUUACCUAGAAUAUGGGGAAAGUGAGAUUGUGUAUGAUUUUAAUUACCACAUUUGUUAUAAGAAGUGAUAUCAAAACAUUUUUAACCUGUGCCUACAAGGUGUGGCUUUUGAUUGAAUUGAGGAUUAUGGAUGUGCAUUUCCAUUCAUUUUCUUGCGAGCAGGGAGUUCCAGUCUUUAGUUCAUCGAGGAGUACAUGUACAUUUUUUUUUACUUUUUUUCUCUGAAUGAAAACGAUUUCUUGUGCUGCAUCAUGCUAAUAAAUGCAUUUAGUGCUUUUUUAAAUGUAGGGGUGCAAGAGUGAGGAUUAUGUCUAUUGUUUCCUGUGUCAUGCAAUUUAAGAAACCAUCAAAGAAGAAGCAUUGGAAAAUAUCACAUCAUUUGCAUUAAUAAGGUACAGAAAUCAGAGAGCGGUUAGAGCGUAGAAUGGUGGGCAGGCAUAUGAUUAUAUUAAAGUUAAAUGUUAUUCUACAAUUACAUAAACUUUUUUUAUGGAAUCACAUUUUCUCUUUUCAUUUUAAUGUUGUUCUCAGUGAAUAGAUUGGAACUGAGCAAAAUGGAACACAGGAAUGUGAUUUGUUAACAUGCAUACAACAUAUAUCAUUGAUAACAAUGCAACAUUUACCGAGUGUUAGUGUCAUGCAUUUAAGAUAUAAAGAGGACCUGAAAAUAAAUUGAUUCGUUAAUAUUUAUUUAUUUCUUUAAAUCAUGGUACUAUUAAAUCAGUAAGAGACAGUACAAACCAAUUUUCAGAUUUGAUGAUUUAACUUUAACUGAAAGUUUUCUGUCAGGAAACCCAUACCAGUAUAUUUACUGUAUGCAUAUCAGUUCCUUAUUGUUCUACAUUCUGUAUUAAUGUUAUCAUUAUCUUUUUAGUUCAAAUUUGUUUAUGAAGAGCCUUCUUUGAUAAAGCGCAUUUAAUCAUGUUCAAACAGAUCACCUUGUAAAGGAAACCAUAAAAUAAACACAUACAUAUUAUAGGCAUGCA